This is a messenger RNA of Rubroshorea leprosula, 2358 nucleotides long. The record is from the annotation of a GenBank genome assembly. Lineage: Eukaryota; Viridiplantae; Streptophyta; Magnoliopsida; Malvales; Dipterocarpaceae.
AUGGCAUUGUACAAAAUGAAAAAGUCUUGGUCUAGCUUUGUAAUUCUUAAUUACUUAUCAUUACUACUCUUAAUAGCCAAUUAUUGACUAUGCUUUAGGGUCAUUUUGAUUGCUACAGGGUAGUUCUAUUGGAGACAUGAUGUUAGCAUUUCCUAAGCAAAUUGGGAACAUUCAAUCAGUGUUUUAAAAACCGACCCGAAGGUCAAAUCGUUUUGACCUUUGGUUUUCGGUUUAGUUGGUUUAACCAAUUCAAUUGUUGAAACCGUUGGGUCAAUUCAAAUGAAUAAAAUAUAAUGUUGUGUAGUGCUUUGACACUACAGGUGCAGUGGAUCAACUAACCUUGCUCAUUGUGGAGGAAACGCAAGUUCGAGCAGACACCACGUUAAAAUGUAAUUAGAGCAAAGAGCAAAGUUUGUGCUGUGCGUGUUCAAAUAGGAGAUCAUGUCUUUAGCUGUUGUUGGUGUGGCCAUUGUCACUGUUGUUGGCAAGGUCAAGACGUGGAUUGUUACCGCUUUUGACAAGGCCAAGGAGUGGGUUGUUGCCACUUUUGUUGCUGCUGUUGUUGUUGCUGUUGGCAAGGCCAAGGAGUGGGUUUUUGCUGCUGUUGGCAAGGCUAAGGAGUGGGUUUUUGCUGCUGUUGGCAAGGCUAAGGAGUGGGUUUUUGCUGCUGUUGGCAAGGCUAAGGAGUGGGUUUUUGCUGCUGUUGGCAAAGCCAAGAAGUGGGUUGUUGCUACUAUUGGCAAGGCCAAGGAGAGUGCAAGACAGUACAAAGGUGGCCUCUAUGUGUUUCUUACAUGCAUUGUUGCCAUUGUUGACGGCUUACUCUUUGGUUACAACAUUGGAAUUUCAGGGGGAGUGACAACUAUGAAUGGAUUCCUUCAGUGGUUUUUCCCCACCGUGUUUGAAAAGAUAAGGCAGAGACUUGAAAACAACUAUUGCAAGUACAAUAACCAAGGCCUCAUUGCCUUUAACUCAUCUUCAUAUCUUGGUGCCCUAGUAGCUUCUCUGGUAGCAUCUCUAGUAACAAAGAAGUAUGGACGUCGUGUGACUAUAAUUUGUGCAGGACUCAGCUUGCUUGUUGGAGCUGUUCUCAAUAUUGCAUUUACCUACCUAUUCAUGCUUUUUUUAGGUCGGAUUAUGCUUGGCUUUGGAACUGGAUUCGAGGAACAGGCUGUUCCACUUUAUUUGUCGGAAAUGGCACCUGUUCAUCUCGAAGAAAUCAUCAAGAGUAUAUUCAAAUUAGCAAUCAAGCUGGGUACUUUUAUAGCUAAUGUGGUUAACUAUAGAACAAAAAGGCUGGAUUAUUCAGGAUGGAGGAUCUCUAUUGGCCUCACAGGAGUAUUGGCACUUUUUGUGACAAUGGGAGCAAUUCUUCUUCCCGAGACACCUAAAGGCUUAAUUGAGCAAGGAAAAAGGGAGAAAGGCAAAAGAAUCCUUGCCAAAAUCAGAGGAAUUGAUGAUGUCAACACAGAGUUUGAGGACAUGAUACAUGCUAGUGAUUUGGCUAACUCCAUCGAGCAUCCAUUUAGGAAAAUGCUUGAGAGAAGAAACAUACCAAUAUUGGUAAUGGCCAUCUGCAUGCCAGCAUUCAAAAUCCUAACUGGCAUGAGUUUCAUUCUCUUCUAUGCUCCAGUGUUCUUUCAAAGCAUAGGGUUUGGAGAAAAUGCCUCACUCUACUGCUCAAUUGUCAUAGUAGCUGUCAUGGUUGCAUCUGCCUUUAUCUCCAUUGCCACAGUAGAUCGAUUGGGGCGAAGAGUUAUACUCAUCAGUGGUGGAAUUCAAAUGAUUCUAUGUCAGAUCAUAAUUGCUAUAAUUUUGGGACUCAAGUUUGGGGACAAUCAAUCUCUGUCCAAAGGCUAUUCAGCAUUGGUGGUGGUGGUGCUUUGCCUCUUUGUUUUAGCCUUCGAAUGGUCAUGGGAGCCUCUAAGUGAUAAGGUGUUGGAUGAGAUAUUUACAUCAGAAACAGAGUUAGCUGGAAAAAUUAUCAAAGUAGUUGUUGACUUUCUAUUCACCUUUAUAAUAGCUCAAAGCUCCCUUUCCAUGCUCUGCACACUCAAGUUCGGUAUCUUUUUGUUUUUUGCUAGUUGCAAUAUUAUAAUGACCUUAUUCGUCUAUAUGUUGGUGCCCGAAACUAAGGGAGUUCCAAUUGAAGAGACAACAUUUUUGUGGAAAAACCAUUGGCUCUGGAAGAGAAUAGUCCCUGCAUAGUCUUGCAUCUAGAGAUUGGUGGGAGUAUUUACAAGGACAAUGUUGUUUCAUUAGGAAAAGCUAUUUAGUUUAUGUCUGCUACUUUUUGUUUUUGGUUUGUUGUACCAGACUCGUACAUAUUUCAAGCUUCAAUGAAAUAGUUUAGUGAUU